AAACAAAAUCUAAAAAUUUUACCUGAACUGUGCCGCCGCAGACAUGUCGCUUACUAUGCGAAUUUUCACAGCAUCCCGCAAUGGUCAGCGCAUGUUUCGCACCAAUGGCGCCUGCUUGCUGGCCGCCAAGCGGACCGAACCCAAAGACAUUGUUGAGGUCCCAAAGGGCUAUGUGUAUGUGAAUAACAAGGAACUGAGCAUGGAGAUGGAGGACAUCACCGACCGGGCGGCGACAUCAAUGUUCUUUGGCGAGCUCUUCCGCGGCUUUGGCGUCACACUGGCCCACAUCUUCAAGGAGCCGGCCACCAUCAACUAUCCAUUUGAGAAGGGACCUUUAAGUCCCCGCUUCCGGGGCGAGCACGCCCUGCGUCGCUAUCCCAGCGGCGAGGAGCGUUGUAUCGCCUGCAAGCUCUGCGAGGCCAUCUGCCCCGCCCAGGCCAUCACCAUUGAGGCGGAGGAGCGUGCCGAUGGCAGCAGACGUACGACGCGCUACGAUAUCGACAUGACCAAGUGCAUCUACUGUGGCUUCUGUCAGGAGGCCUGCCCUGUGGAUGCCAUUGUCGAGGGACCCAAUUUCGAAUUCUCCACAGAGACGCACGAGGAGUUGCUGUACAACAAGGAAAAGCUGCUCUGCAACGGCGACAAAUGGGAGUCUGAGAUUGCGUCCAAUCUGCAAGCGGAUCAUCUCUAUCGUUAAUGUCGGUUGUACAUAUACUAGAAUCCUUUGUUUAGAACGAUUUUCCAAUUAAAUAUCGUUGCCGUGGCUGCGUCUCAAUA
Molecule: messenger RNA, 777 nt
Organism: Drosophila persimilis
Lineage: Eukaryota; Metazoa; Arthropoda; Insecta; Diptera; Drosophilidae
Gene: ND-23
Product: NADH-quinone oxidoreductase subunit I
Exons: 3
Coding region: 44-697 (217 amino acids)
Biological process (GO): mitochondrial respiratory chain complex I assembly; mitochondrial electron transport, NADH to ubiquinone
Cellular component (GO): membrane
Molecular function (GO): 4 iron, 4 sulfur cluster binding; NADH dehydrogenase activity
Source: RefSeq, a predicted model, not a curated record